AUGGCUUCCACCACCGCUGUUGAUGUCCUCCCUUCAGGUGGCAGGAUCUUCCUCUCAAUUCCUGACAUUUUCUACAUCCCCGAAUUUGUGAGUUUUUUUUUCUUUCUGUUUAUGGCAUUUUACUGAUUAUAUCAAUACCCUGUUUAAGCCUUGGUUCUAACCUCUCUAUUUAUUCUGCUUACCCAUUUGAGCUACUGCAAAAGAGAUGACUUUUCUGUUUCCAACUUGUAAAUUCAGCAUCAUUCAAAUCAUGAUCUUAAAUCCUUGACUCUUUGCUUCCUUAUCAUCUUUGUUUCAGACAGAGCUCACACUCUUCACGUUAUGUUUGUAGUAGGCUUCAGGAUUUGAUAAGUGGGUCAGGACAGUGGCCACCAAACCAUCGGCAAUGGUUGGGUGGGAGGUGUGGUCUUUUCCAAUAAUUACUAGAUAAGCUAAUCAAACUAGGGAGUAAUCAGCUACUCAAACUACUAAAUUACAGCACAGGUUAUAAAUGUCUUUGAAGAUGUGUAAUUAGGCCUGUUUGGGAUUUAGUCAAACUCUUCCCACUGUUGUAACUUUGAGUUUAGUUAAAGACUGUUUAUCUUAAUGUAAACAUAUGUGUACUUUUCAUCUUGUCCUCACAACUUUUGGCACAGGUUCACAAACUGUGUUGGGCUUGGCAACUGUUUAGUUUGGGAUGACAGUUGUUCCCAUGGGGGCACAGUGUUGCCGAUGAAAAAGAUACGUCACCACAGCAACAUGAAAACAGAAACUUUAAUACAACUAAAAAAAGGGGAACCAAUAAAAUAUUUGGUGCAAAAGUCUACUUUUACACCAACAUUUAAAACAAAGAACAUGAAUUAUAUGGAGAAUUUUUGAGGGUGGCUUUUUUCAGCCACCACAUUUUUGCCCAUUGUGGGUAACUAUGUUAGCAAUUGUACUGUCCUUACCCACCGAACACCCAACAUCAUUUAGACGUCUUCUAUCAGGCUAAAUCACGUUGGCCCAUCAUGGCCACAAUUUAGCCCCAAAAAAUGUGUUGAAAACUUGGCUUCAUUUUGACGGUCCAAAUAUAAACAUUGUUUGGACGUAUGGUGAAGACAUCCUUUCAAUGUCUUUUGAACCACUUUUUGCUGGGUGGGUCCGGUUUUAUAUAUUGCAUACAUGCUGGGUAACAGAAACACACACUUUUGUAUGCUUGUACAGGCAUACUUCUACAUGGAGAAUAGAGAAAAGGCUCUGUGCAGAUGUUAACCAUAGAUCUGAUAAAACAUGGGCCUAGUCUCAGCAGCAUCAGUCCAUGGAUUCUUCUUUAGGAGUCUUUAAGAGACAAAAAGGGAUGAUUUGAAUAAGAAAAAAAAUACUCCAGUUCACACAAAAAGGUGUGGAUGUAAUCAAUUCUGCUGUAAAAAUGUGUCUAAUGGAGGUCUAAUUUGGAUUUGAAGUAAGCUAAAUUAAAACGAGGCAAAUUGGCAAACCAAGACAAGAGGACACUCAAAGAACAGCAAGUUUUUUGCACAUCAUAUUGGCUUCAUUUUUCAACAUCAAAAGUAGCCUCUUGGUGUGGAUAUGGUUGCUGUCCUGAUUAGGGUCUGCAGAGGGACAGAGAAUUAUUUUGAUAAAAACAGUCAUUUAACAGCUUAAUAAAGCAGCAAAUUUAUGGGAAAAAAUUAAAGCUUAAGUUUAAAAACAGCUCAUUUGAGGGUCAAUUUGGUAAAUCAGCAAAAAGAUGAUACUAUUAGCAACAACAAAGUGUCCUAAACAUGUAUAGUGUAGAUGUGGUUUUAAUAUCUGUAGUGUCAGUUGUGGGACACUUGAGAAAUUGGGGUCUAGGUCAACUGGUUUUGUUACUUUGAAGUUAAUAGUGUGAAAUGUAUUUGCUGAAAAGGGAGUUUUAAGGUUAUGUAUGAGUGUGGGCUGAGGGGAAAAUAGCUCAGAAAAGGUUUAAAUGGCAUGUGACAGUAGAAAUGUCAACUUCGCAGCAAAGAGUAGACAGCAAAUGUUUGAAGACACAGAGAGAAGGAACUUUAGCCAACAGUGUUUGAAUCACAGCACAGACGUUGGCUAACUAGAUCUGGUCAAGUCAAACAUUGGCCAAUUAUCCAUGUUUUUUGUCGUGUAUUUACACUUCGAGACACUUGUCAAGUCAGACAGGUCUCUUUUUUGGCUUGUGUCAUUGAUGUUUGACAUGAGGUGUGUCUGUCCUUAUAGAGGUGAAAACUCCUUAGCUAUGUUCUUUGAAGGAUUUGAAACACAUACAGAUCCAAUUUAAGUAGGGUGACCAUUUAUAUUCAGGUAAAAGAGGAUGUAUGAAUAAGGUCUUGAAUGGAAGUUUUGAGUUUGUGUAGCGCUGACUAACUGAGUUAGAUGCAUGUAAAAAACACUUGACCAGACCUGAAAAAACCUUAAAAUUCACUACACGUGACUCCACCCCACGUAGUAGUGUCCCCUUUUUAAGGAUUCAAAAUAUGGUCACCCUACAUUUUAGUGGAUCUGUCCGAAACAACCUGCAGUUUCCGCGAACUGAAGAUAAAAUCUCAGAGGCUGACACUAGUGGAAAAACAGCUUUAGUUGCAGAGGGAGGUGUAAAUCUAAACCAACCAUCAUCUCACACCGUUUACUUACUGUCUUGGGUCUUUUUUUUCUGGCUGCUUGCCAGUGCACCCUUUAACAAAACAGGCUGCUGUUGUUCGGGUAUGGAAAUGUACUGGUUUUCCAUAAGGUAUCAUACAAAACAAACAAUGGUAUUGUGUAGAAACUGAGGUAAGGAAUGCAAACCUAUCCAUACAUUUGUUUCAAUACUGCAGUACAACUCUAACAAAAGCAGAACAUGGAGCUAUUGGUUGUUUGAAGAUGGUGUUUAUUGUAUUUGUAUGUAUCAUCAGCAAAGUUGUGGAUUUUGCUGCAGGAGGUUCCAAAAGACUUUGGCAUGUUGAUAUUUUGAUGCUAGUUUUGCUUGCAGGAUUAUAGAGUGCAGAAGGAAAGGAUAACACUGAGUAAUGUUCCUGAGUGGUCGAGAUCAGGCUUUCUCAAUAUAAACAAGUUUCUCUGCAAAAAACAUUACAUCAACUUUUUUCACCUUUCAUUUUGACCGCUAUAUUUGAAUGAUAUAGUUUUCUUCCAUGGAUGAAUGUAAAGGGAGUGUAGUGGGCAUGAGAGGACUUUGUACAUUAAACUUUCACUCAAGAUAAAUUCAAAAUAAACUUUUAAACUUUUUUGAAAUGACUUUGAAAGAUUUUAAACAACCUAUCACUUGAAUGUAGACCGUGGUUUUCUGUGUCUAAGAUCUAAACUAGUCAAGAUUGUAGAUGUUGCUUGCACUUAUUUAAAAUGAGAAAGAAUACCUUUAGGGUGGAGUAGAUCUAUUAUAUAAGGUCAGACUGAAUGUUUCUUCUGAGUUAAAAAGAUCUUUUCAGUCUUUCAGAUAGUAUCUGAUUAGCUGACACAGCUGAAUGGAACCUACUCUUACUACAUUAACACAAAGUUGAAGGGACUGAGCUCUUAAGAACACAUCUAAGAGUUUUACAUGAACCAGUUUUGCUUUGUACCAGGAAGUGCACAAUGGAAAAAGGUCAUAUAUUUUGAUUCCAGGAAUACAUCUCCAAGAUUUACUUCCUCAGAGAAACUGUGACAGUAGUUAUAUUCUCCACAUGUGCUUAUCCCACUCCCAUUGUUUUUUUGUUUUGUUUUUUUACUAAAAGUAUUAUCAGUGGUCUUUAAGUUGUGAUCAUUAAGUAUUUAGCCAAAAUCACAUUAACGUGUCAUUUUCAAGAGCUUUUCUUCUGCAGAGCUCCAGUAGCUCAUUAGCAAUUCACCUCUGAGUCGUGGGCUGAGACAGUGCUGCUCCGACACUCCUCUUCACACUAGCUUGCAGCCUAACAUUGCCGGUGUAGUAGAAGAAGCAGGUUACAUAGGAGCUAUUCAGCCCUCGGACACUAAUAUCUUUCGGGACACAAUGAAAGUUAAUAUCAUAAUUAGCUUUUUUAGGAGUAUUGCAAUCCACUAACGCACACACUUGUUCCAUGAUUGUCCUCUCUAUUUCUCCGAGUCUGGCCUGAGGACUCCGGGGGUGGAGCUUGCAUUUGCUACGUAGGAAAUCUAACUGUAUCUGAACCUGCAGUUUGGGUCUGCCAGAGAUUUACAGUGAUUUGAAUGCAGAAAUACUCAGAAAAGGAAUUUUGCACUUAUUUUUCUCAUGAUGUGUCCUGUAGCAUCAGAAAAAAUUGCCAUAUGAACAUGUAGAAAACAAGAAAAACAUGAUUUUCACUGGAGUGGGUCUUAACAACAAGGAUCUAUUUGUUGAUGUAGUUUUCAUUGAUUCAGUUUUUUUAGGUCAUUUGGUUGAUUCUAGUGUGAUCCCUCUAUCUCCACUGCUUGGAUCAUUACUUAAGACUCGCGUAAGACAUUUACUAUUCAUCACAGCUGUAGCUGCAUCUUUGAGGACAACCCUAAACUACCCUGCUGGAAAAAUCAAAUGACGAACACGAGAGUCAUUUUUAAUGGUGUUAUAGGUCAAUAAAAGUAAAGGCCACUUGAUGGUUUUCCUGUACACUGUCCAAACAAUGUUCCUAAGUGAGUAUUAUCACGGAGACAAUGCCGGCAUUUUAUUCUCCUUUAAAAUGCCAAAGACUGUGUGAAGAAGAGUGUUUGCCGAAGGAGGAGAGUGGAAUAUUAUUCACCUAAGGGCGACAACAUCACGGGUGUGUGCAGGUGUUUUGAAAGGGUUGUCCUUGGACCCAACCCUUAGUACAAACUGAAUUUUUUAAAGGCACACCGGUGAGAAAUCUUUUUUAAAAAUUCUCACUUUAAAUCUAAAAAUCUAAAUCUAAAUAUCUGACAUGUUUGCGGAUCAUAUCCAUAAAUAAGUUGCUACAUGAUCACCACUUUAAAGAACAUUUUCACCUAGUUCUACAAAUCCUCUUGUUACUGCCCAGCUCACCUUAUACUGCUUUGACUCACUCAUUGAGUUAGUUUAGGUUAUUUUUGAUUAAAAAAAAAAAAAAAAUUAAAAUCCACCAACUAACUUAAAGAAACAACAUCUUACAAGAGAGGACAGUGAAGCAUUUUCAAGCUAAAUAUCCAGCUAUGGCAUUAAAGAACAAACAACUCUUUAGCUGAAAAGGUUUACUGUACACCACUGCUGUGUCCUAAUCCUCUGAAUGACCAAAUUGGUGGUUCAUACCUAGUGAUUUGUAAUUGAUCAAAUUAAAGUCAACAGACUUUGUAGAUGAAAUAAACAGGAAAGAAACCUGUAAUGCUUUUGAACACCGCAGGCAUUGUUAAUACUGUAUAUAGGGAAUAAACAAAGUUAAUUUUAAUUCGCUUCUCCCUCCUCUAUGUCACCCACAGGUUUUCGGAGGUCUGGUGUGGAUCCUGGUGGCAUCCACUCGUGUCUUUCCAGACAACCCCCUUGGCUGGGUGAUGUUUGUGUCCGUCUUCUGCUUUGUACUGACGACGCUGUGGUUCUUAAUUUUCCUCUGUGGAGCCAAUCAGAGCAGCGUCUGGCCCUCCCUGGUGAGACAUGCCAACAACAUGCCUCUUGGCUGAUGUACAGGACACAAAUAACUUAAUUUACACAUUUCACAGAAUAGCAAAUUAAAAGGACAUUCCAGCCUGAGUUUAAGCCAUGGUCGAACAUAACGUAACACAGAGUUAGACCCCCCCCCACCAAGAGAUUAAUUUUUCCGACUGCUUGCUUCUCUGGUUCCACCAACCUCAGCAACGACCGCAUGAUAGAAAUACAUAGUUGUAUACGUCUCUAUGUGUAAACCUCAACCAAAAAGCCACUCUAUAGCCACAAAUAAUGCUCAGAACAGCACCUAACUUCAUCAACAGUACAUAUAGGGUCCCAGCCAUAGUACCAGCCAUUAAACAUCUUUUUAGCUCUUCCUGGAUUCUUUAGCAAAGAGACGAAACACAAUUCACCCACUCUCUUCCAGCAGCCGCUUGUUUGUGAGGGGGGCCCUAACGAGUUGAUCACCGAGUUCAGCAGAGUUUCACAGCUCAAAGAAAACAAUUAUGAUCAUUACUUCAUGGGAAUGCAAUCAGAUCGAGAUGCUAAGGCAGAAGAACUACUGCGUCUGCAGUGCAAAAUUAUUAUGAUGAUGAUUAUUACUUCAUGGAAAUUGGGAUGGCAGAGAGGUCUGGUAUGAUUUGUUUCUGCAGGAAAUAUUCUGCCCCUAUAAAAGACUUUCUAUGUAAAUAAACAAACACUGGCAUUAGCUUCAAACUUACAACUUUUCAUUAAGUUUCCAGCAGAAGUAUUUUACAGCAAGCCUUUUCUUUUAAGAGUUAGUUACCUUGAACAGUAGGUAACAGGAGUCUGUGAUUUUCACCGGGUCACAGUGCUUAUGUUGGCUUUAUAAGUUUGUUAUUAAGAGCUGUCACAGUCUACGAUUGACAGAUGAUGACUGUCUGCAAAAACCAACAGCUGGCAGUUAUGAGGAGCCUGCUGUGGUCCUGCUGUGUUUAAAUUCAUGUCAAAUAUUUUAAUUAACACAUCUGUCAAAAAGUUUUCAUUUAAGGCUGUGUACUCAUUGUGUUCAAAAUUAGAUUAAUUCUGUUGAAGAGGUAUGGAUUAGAUCGAUGUGAACCCAAACAGUUUCCAGAAAAACAAUAUAGUUUGAAGCAACCUUGACAGCUUAAAUGCAACAACAACAGGAUGAAGCUCAGUCUGUUAAAUAAACUGCUCGCCCACUCCAUUUGUAAAGGUCACUUUGAACAAUAGCUUUGUGUCCUGUCUUUAAUACAUGUCCUGUUUUAUAUUCAUAAACAACAGUUUCUUUUUUCUUGCUCUAUGUUCACUUCAGUUGUCCAAAUUCUGUUUUUUUCUGACUUUAUUUUGUUCCUGUUUUUCUCUUUUUCCUCAUCUGUACUGCAGGAUGUGGGUUAUCAUUUUGUGGCAGCAGUUUUUUACCUCAGCGCCUUGGUGGAUCUGGCUUACAUCACUGUUUUGAAAGGGUGGGGUAUCACGAUUGUGGGGGGGCUCCCAGUUAUAACGAGUCUAAGUUCAGCUGAAAACCUCAAAGUCUACCGUCUGGACAUUGCUGCUGUGGUAUGUCAAACACACACACACACACACACACACACACACACACACACACACACACACGCGCGCGCUUAUUAUAUUUGAUAAAAGUAACUUAAUUGACUAUCAUGGUCCAUCUCUCUCUCUCUCUCUCUCACUCUCUCUCUUACUCUCUCUCUGUGUUUGCAGGUGAUGUGCUCUGUGGCCACUCUCCUCUACUUCCUCCAUGCUAUUUUCUCGGGCAUCAGAUGGAAGAGGUCCUAAAACACAAACUCAGAAGAGGAAGAGUAGAGAGACACCAAAUCACCAGCUGAUCUGUUGUUGGACAAACCACAGAACCACAACCUUUUCUAUUUUUUUAUUGUCAAAUUUAUGUUAUGAAGAGUAACUUUACUUUACUUUCUGUCCUAAACAUUUAAUAAAUAAACGAGAGGAAUGCAAGCGGGUUAUUCACAAGUACAUUAGGUUUUGCCAUAGAUUACCAGACAGGCCUACACGUCAUUACCCUAAUGAUAAUUACCCAUCAUCAUCAUCAUCAUCAUUUCUCUUUCUUGUUCAGAAAGGUAGCAGUUUUAUGCAAGUGAAAAUAUUAUGUUGUAAUUGAGAUCUGUGAUAGAAAGAAGUUCAAAUUCAAAUUUCUAAUAAAGCCCAGGAGACGUGCAUUAUUCAGAAAGCAGAUCCUUUCAUAAAUCCAAAAACCUGGGAAUAUGGAAAAUGAAACACUCUAUAUUUUCUGCAUAUUUUCUGUUAUUGAAAACAAAAGAAAUAUGUCAAAAAAAACAACCCCUCAUUAUAAUCCUUGCUCUUCUUUAUGACACAAUUGCUAGUACACUGUAUUUCUUAGGCUUGUCAGCACAAUUUAUUCUUUGGAAUUUACAUGAACAUUUACCUGAUGAUAUAAGAAUGUAAAUAUUACAAAAUUCCACUUAACAAGUAUGUUUUUGUCACUUUAAAAGUAUGUUUUUGGAUCUAUGAUUUGCAAUAAAUUAAUGGUACAUUCAAUCUCUGUGUCAUUUAUUUUUUCCUAUCUUAAACUUUGAAGAAUUAAGACAAUAAAAAUAUCUAUAAAACACCCCCACUUUGACUUUAAAACACUGGUUACAUAAUUCCAAAUCAUAUGACAAUUUAAACUUUUUCAACCAUCUGAUAUGUUUUUUUUUAAAGCAAGGGUUAAAGUAUGUGUUUGAAGCUUCUAAUCUCAACUUUAUUUAAGAGUUGUUUCUUUCCAUGAAAAAUACUCCUUAAUCUCCAUAAAUCAUAAAAGCAUGCUGAUUAUUUGUGCAUUCAGAUAUUAAAAUCAUCUGCAGAGUAUAAAACUAAACCAAGCUUGAUUUACAAUUUCUUAUAUGUGAUUUACAGCAACAUUUUAAAUUUUUGUCCACAGGGGGGUAGUCUAGAGAAGAGUGACAGCACUGCCCCGCAUCUUAAACAAUAUCAGCCAUCAUUUCGAGACUCUGUAUGUACUAAGAAUAUUUACCCCUGACAGAAGCCUAGGUUUGGUUUGAAAGAAACUCCAGAGAAACAUAUCUUAAUGUACCGUAGAUUUUGGGUUACUCAUACCUUUCUGCUGGAUUCUUUGGCUUGAUGCAAGUUAAAAAGAAAAGUAGGACCAAACCAAAACAAAGAGCUGAAAGUUGCCAAAACACUGAUCAGGACUGCAGAGUUAGGGGACAAUACAUGUCUGUUUCACAGAAAAAAAACACACAAAAAAAACAAAACACAUAACCAGUGCGUUUAACGGAAGGGUAUUGCAUUCACCAAAAUAAAUAAAAUGAAUAAAAGCUCUGUUUUUCUGAGUUAUGUUUUUCUGUUCUAUUCUUCAGUGUAAUUUCUUUCUGUUUUUUAGAGUAAUUGCUUUUUUCUUUUCUGUUUUUCAGACUUAUUGUUUUUCCUAUUCUCUGGGAUCAUGAUAAUUUAAAAACAAACACUGUCAUCCCCCUCUAUUCAAUUUAUUGGAAGCAAACAUGGCCCACUUGUUUAGUUUAAUCAAGUUUUACUUUUUGGGGGGGUUGACACACUGGGAGAUACUCCUUUCUUUAAGUCAGAUAGAUGGAAUCAUCACAAAUUGUCUAGUUUGUGCAGGCACCUUAGGAUUUGCAUACCCUAUGUUUAACUAAUAACAUGCUUUACUCUCAUUGACCCUGUAGUCAAAGUUAUCUAGGAGCUGAUUUGGAGCAGCUGUGGUGGUUAACGUUAUCUGAUUGUAUGGGAUUCUCGCAGGAUUUUGAAGUAUCUUGUUUAGUUAGAGAAAAAAAAUAGUCAGAAAAACAGAAAGACAGGAAAAAAAGUAGCGCGAAAAACAGAAUAAAAUUGGUCUAAAAAACAUAAAGGGGGAAAAAUAUGAGUAUAAAAAACAGAAGAAAAAAAGAAAAAAAGUUCAUCUGCAAAACAGCAAAUAAAAAAAAUAAAAAACAGUUUACUUUUUUUUGUAAGUGAAUGCAAUACGCUUCCAUAGCAUUUAUAGGUGAAAAAGACAAGUAAAUUUUUCCCCAAGACAAAUUCAAAAACAAUCCUCAGACAAUACAAAUGGUUUCAUGACUAAAAGUCAAGUUAACGCUACAGUUUUGAUGGUCACAACACAAGCAGCACUUCACAGACAUCAUAUAAGAUACAAAAAAAAAGCGCAUUAUCAGAAAUUUCUUUAGAAUUACUUUAAAAUACUAAAUAAAAAGUAUUGGUCUUAAACUUGUUGCUGAUGCAAAUAAGCAGUAUCGACAUUAAAAGCAGACAUUCCUGUUAUAGCCUCUGUGUGCAGUAUAAAUACAAGCUAAUGGCACACGGACCCUAUGAUGUAAAGGGUCGUAAAGUUAGCAUAAAUCCAAAGUCUAUGAGCUGUUUCUUUACUCAGCUGUGACAACAAAGGUAGUUUAACUACAUGUGAUUGACUGUAGCCAAGGGGUACAAAAAUUCCUCAUCUAGUUCUUCAAAAAUCUCUUCACAGUUCACCAGCUCACUUUAAACACAGGUAGCCUCAGGCACUGAAGGAUGGAGGGAGUGUCUGCUUCAAUGAGCUGUUGUGGGAAGGGACAGAAGAACGGGUUUGUCUGCUUCCUUAGCUCAGCUAUAAGAGUCAGUAACACCUGUUGCUGCUCCGUUAGUUAAGAGGAGAGGGCUGGUUGUGGCUGCAGACUCAGCACAGGGUGAAGGAACAGGCAGAGAUGGCUGCAACCACGGCUCAGCCUAUGGGGAGCCUGCCCAGCGGAAUGGGGAUCUGCACCACGGCCCCAGAUAUAUUCUUCCUGCCUGAGCUGGUAAGUGGGCAGAGGACAGAGAAGCUGACCUUGAAGCCUGUAUCAAUAAGAUUUUUCUCUUUGUGCAUUAAUUUCUAAAGGUUAGCAGUGAAUGUGUUUUAAAAAUGUAGCUCUACAGACUUUGAAGAUUUUCAUAAAAUUCAACCUUGUGUUGUGGAAUUCAUUUCAAAAGUUGAAGAGGUCACUAACUUUUACAAAUUUAUGCAUAUUGAACCAAAACAGUAUAGGAAAAGCAGCUACAGUCAAUAUCUGUGGCCUUGGCUGGUCAUAUUUUUGCUAACAAAUAACCACUUUGACAUUAUCUGUUUAAACCAAAAAAAUAUAUUUUAUCAUAUAAGUGGACCCCAUGACCAAAGCUACCAUGCAGUCUCUUAAAAGCAGAAAUAUUUGUUUCUAUUGUGUUAAUUGAGAAUGGAUCGUGAACUCUUUGAGUAACUGUGCCAUGCAAAAAAUGUACAUUUUGGUGAAAUGAGAGAUGAUGACACAUAUUCCUCUCAUGGGAGGUACAGCUAUGUCUUUUCACAUCUCACAUUUCACUCACAUUGUGUCUGGGCCACUAAUCUAAGAAAAAAUGCGGCCAACUCUUUUUUUUCUCUCUGAAUGAUGACAAAAGAUAGAAACUGCUGGAGGAAAAACUGACUGAAGAGGGUGUUUGUGUGUCUGAAAAGUAACCAAAAUGAUUUUAAUAAUUCUGUAAUUCUUUCGUGUAAAUUAUUUUUUACUGGGAUUAUGAGUCAGGUGACAUGGCACAAGUCUGCUUAUUCCUAAGUAGGAAAACAUACAAACAUUCUGGUCUCAGUGUGCAAAAAAGUUACUUGCAAAACUGUGCAGACUUUCAGUAUCAGUGUGGAUGUUGAGUUUUCAUGAUAUUGGGUAGUGUCUAUGGAAAUUAUUAUGCAUUGAAAUUCCAGUUUGGCUGCUUCUUUAAGCUUCAGAUUCAAUGUCAUUUAUUGGGAAUAACAAAACCCCUUUUCUUGAGUCUGGUGUCUCCAAAUAAAGUGUGAAAGUUGGAUGAGAAAUUGUUGGUCUCUUAAAAGGCGUAACAGUGAAGUUACACCACUUUAAAGUUUCCUUGUUCUACAUGUGCGAUCACUCUGCUGCUAAUUGUGAAUAAUCUUACCUUUACAACACAAUUUCUUCUCCUUAAAGUCACUAUGUGGAUCUUUUUUGAGGAUAUUUCUCACAGUUUUCAGUCAGACAUAUCAUGGACCCAGAGAAACCGAACUCAUUUGGCUCUAUCAACCACUGCUUUUUCUCUCUUUACUUGUACUUUUUGUGUCUGAGGUUGUUUUCAUCUGUUUUUAAUCAUCUAUUUUUCAAAUCAUCUAUUUUUCAGCUGUUUAUGAGUCAGAAAACUACAAAUUGUGUUUGAAAUACCACUGAAAGAACAUUCAUAAAGGCUUAACCCAAAUGCCUGUGUCUGUCAUUAUGAGUCUCUAUCUUGAAUAAAUGUUUGAUUAGGCAUUCAGACAGGGUCAGGCCUUUUCUUGUCAAACCAACUUAUAGCUUAAUCUCUCAGCCUCAAUAUCGACUUAUUUCACAACUAAUCCUAUAGGCUCUGCAGCCCCUCCCUCAGUUUUGUCAGCUGAAAGCAACAGUAAAGUUAUUGAAUGAUUUAAACUUCUGCAUUUGAGAUAAAGGGAGAACAAGUGAGUGAUUGUAUGUACAAUUACUCAGCUGUAGAUUCUGGUUCAUGGUACUUUUAUUUUUGAAUGUUUGCAAAUACAUUUUUUAAUGAGCUCCUGGAAUUUGGCGAGUUUUAAAUGUAAGAUUGUCAGACAGACAGUUCAGCACUUAGUAAUUAACAAAGAUUCAUCAGCUUUACUAAAAUGUAUCACGCUGACCCAUCAGAUUUGACACAUUUAAAAAUUAAAAAAUCGUAUGAAUUUAUACUUAUGUUUUUCUUUAAAAUGUUGUCGCUGAAUUGUGUGUUUGUGUGUCUGUGUGUGUGUUUGUUUGUUUUCAGUUUAUUCUGUUUUAUUUCAGUUGAUUGUUGGGUUAUGAAUUUUUAUUAUUAACUUUAUUUUUCUAUCUUGGAUUUGUUGUAAAACCAUCGUGUAUUUUUCAAAGGACGUUUUGGUGCAUGCGGGAGGGAUUUUGGGUGGGAGUCUGGUAGUGUACCGCUUUAUGUGUUUACAUUUGUGUUAUAUGCUGGCUGAUGUACACCAGGUGAAAAUCUUAAUAAAAUGUGCAAAAUAAUAAUAAUAUAUAUAUAUAUAUAUAUAUAUAUAUAUAUAUAUAUAUAUAUAUAUAUAUAUAUAUAUAUAUAUUUUUAGAGCUUUGAAUUUACAUUUGAUUCUAAGAGAUCCAGAAUAAUUAUCAGCAAGCCCCUUGCACUCAGAAGCCUUUGGAGCAAGGCGGUUGUUAAUUCAAACUUUAAAAUGGUAUGGCUCUUGGGUUUACUGUCCUGUGUUUUGGCAACCUCUCACUGCAGUUUCUUUGACUGCUUCAGUUGAUACAAUCCAGUCAGUCUGUUGCUUUUGCAUUUGGCUGUUUUCCUCUGCAAGCUUGGUUUGCUGAUGAUUGAACCUCUGAUACUCUGAUACUUGGCUUUAACAGGAAACUUAAACUCACAACAAAAUUAAUGUAUUCAUUUAUAUUUUUACAAAAAAUAUAUAAUGCAUGUUCAGCUGUGUACAUGGCCCCCGGGUGAUGUUUCAACAAUAACACAGGUGGUGUGUCCAGAACUGUUCAAGUUGUUGUAAAAAUAGAGGUAGCAAAGAAAGCACAAACAAUACAAAGAGCUGACACUGAUCUAUUCUGGGGAGGGGGGAUUUAUGACAGAAAAACUGGUUUCAUCAGACUUGAAAUUGCAUACAAAGUGUGCAUACUGUACAGAGACAAACAUAUGUGUGUACAUAUUGUACACUUUGCAUAUUAAGUGUACAUUCAAUCUAUUUUGCAACUGUGCAUGCUGCAAGUUUCUUUCUACAGCUGUAUUGUGUCCUCCAUAUAUGUCUUUAUUUUUGGCUUUUAUGAUAAGCCAAAAAUGAUAUAUGAUAUGAUAUGACUAAUCAAGGAGGCACUGCAGCUCAGCACUAAGAGGCAGAAAGACAAUAUGUAAUAUGUAAAUUGUACAGGUUUUUUGGAGAUAAGACCAGAAACCAGGACAGCCAGGAGACGUAAAUAAUAGCACUAUUAUUUCAUGUCUUUGGGGAAUACUCCACUCCAAAAAAAGUGUUUCAUAAAAGAUUUAGUGACCUGCCAAAGUAAACAAAUACGGCUUUUAAAAUGGACCAAAGCUGGAGAAGAAGUGACCCUGCUCCUUAAUCUUGAUGGUCUGUCUCUAUCUUAUCAGGUGUUUGGUGGUUUGGUGUGGAUCUUGGUUGCGUCAACUCAUGUGGACCCCCCAAAUCCUCUUGGCUGGGUGAUGUUUGUCUCUGUCUUCUGCUUUGUCAUGACCUUCCUCUGGAUGAUCCUCUUUGGGUCUGGAUGUCAUAAGAACAGCUCUGGCUGGGCUGCUGCGGUAAGACCUGCAAGACGGGAAAAGAUAACAAAAAUUGGCUGUACUGAGCUUAAAGGUAAAACUGUGGAAAAUGUUUGUGUUUUGACUUAAUUUUUGUGUGUGUGUUUGUGUAUGUCCAGGACUUUGCCUACCAUGGUCUGGCAGCUAUGUUUUACCUUAGUGCAGGUGUGGCUUUGGCUCACAUCACCUUUGGGAAGAAGACAGGAGGUGAUUUAAAAAUCUACAAGAUUGACAUCGCUGCUGUGGUGAGAACAAAUUUUAUAACAUGGGAAAAGAACAGAGAUUUAUCUGGACAGUAUUUAUCCAAAAAAAAAAAAAAAAAAAAAAACUUUACCUUUAAUUAGAACAGAGAAACACUAAAUGGUGAAUUGUCACAAAAGGACUCCUGGGGUGUGUUGAACAUCGGAACCACUACACACAGUUAUUUGCCUUUUGUUUUGGUCUAUUCCUUGUGUUAACGAUUAUGUUUGUGUGCAUUUCAGGUAUUUGCAUUUGUUACUCAUUUCUUCUACUUCGUCCACGCCAUCCUCUCCUCCAUCCGGUGGAAACACUUCUGAAGAGCAACACUGAAGCACAGACCUGUUUAUCAAUGUGAACGUGUGUGAGUGUACGGUGAAACUACCAGCAGCUGAAAAUAGACUGAUCAUAUACAUGUAAGAAUUUACAUACAAGAACUUAAAAAUUAUGAUAGAUACGGUGUAGAAAAUGUGAAUAAAAAAAAGCAAGAAAUAAGCUCAUCUUUCAAACAAAUGUACACACAGUCAGUGUGGGACUGUUAAAUUUUUACUAAAUCUUUGUGAUUCAAAGUAAGUGUCUUUUUUUUUGCUUUUUUUAAGAACUGUUGAAUAUUCUGUACUUCAAUUAUAAACAGCAUCGUUUAAUUUUCCGUUAUGUUAUAAUCAAUGUUGGACCAUCUGAAUUAUACUGCAGUCAUUGUUCAAUUUUUUUUUUUUUUUGCUUGCAGCUGGAUACAUUUUUUUUUAAAGAACAAUCUACUGGAAAAAAGAUUGCUGUGUAAAUCCAAACUUUUGAGCAGAGUGUGCUGCAUGUGAUAAUAAUGGCUAAAUUACAGAGAGCAUAGACAGAGCUAAAAUGGAGAUGAUGAGAGCGUGAUAGCAUUGAAACAGAGUCAGCAGUAGUAUGGGUUGAUGAUAAGUAACUGUAAAAAGACUGAGAAGUUGUUUGUAGGUCAUGAUGAUGUUAUUAAGUUUAAGAAAAAGUAUGAACAACAAAAAAAGAUGCACUUCCUCUGUCUGUCACUCCAAUAUGAAGCCUUAUAAAUACAGCCCUUUACAGCUAGCAGCCAGUUAGCUUGGCCUAGCACGGACUGGAAACAAGCGGAAACAGCUUGUCUGGUGAGGCAACACUUAAGACAACCCAAUAAUCUAAAACCAUAGAGGUCUUUAAUCAAUGUAUUAAUGUUAAUGAAUGUCUUGUAUUGUUGUUUAGUGGAUACAAAGACUGCAGAGACUUUUUUCUUCUUCUGUAUUUUCACCUGAUCUCUUACAAGCUAACACACCUGAGAGGGAGUGAUUGUUUGAUCAAACCAUUAUAUUUUUUUACCUCUUGUCCUUUUCAAAGAGUUAACAAACAAAAUACAAACUGUUUAGCAUUAAGGAUGCUGAUAGGAUGAUUUCUUUGACAAUUGAAAAAAGCCAGGCCAGCGAUUGCUAAGCUAAGCUAAGCAAAGCUAAAUGACAGCUAGCAAGUGCAAUUUGGAUAAAAAGAACUAAACAUUUUUAUGUGUACAAAAGUAUACAAAGGAAGUUCAACACUUUUUCUUUUCUUUUUUUUUUUGCUUUAAUUUAGGGUGACCAUAGGUCGUCUUUACCCUUUUUUAUGGUUUUGUGCGUAAGUUUCGAUUUUGUGUCACGUGGAUUUACUGAGUUAGAAGCGUGUAAAAGACACUCGAUCCCACCUAAAAAACUCUCAAAAUUAACCUUGUGCAACUCUAUGGCUCCACCCCCGCGUAGUCAUGUCCUCCUUUUGGGAAGUCAGAAUAUGGUCACCCUAUCUAAUGCUACUGUAUUCUCUAAAUACUGAUAGUAGAUUCAGACUCCAGUGGGAGCCAGCUUUCUGCCCUUUGUGAAAUGUAAUCACAGUGACAGAUUUAUUUCACCCAGAAAUAUUGCCAAGAUAUCUGUCUAAGAUUUGUAUGAUUUUUCUUUUAUACUUCCAAUAUUAAACCAGUAUGAGAUGUUAACAUAACCUAGCUGGAGUUUUAUUGAAAUAAAAGUAUGUCAAUAUGUUACAAAAGUAAUAAAGUUUAGUCCUCAUUUGAAUUUGAAUGUAAACUUUAACUUCAGCCGCUUUAACUGUUACAGGUUACUUUGAAAACUGCCACAACCUGCUGUGUCAUCCUGCAUGUGUCACUGUGGGUAAAUAUUUACACUUUUACUUCAACAUUUAAAGUGUAUGAAAAAGAUAAGAGUCCUGGCACUGAGAUAGUAAGAACCAGAAGAAAAUCUUAACUAAAGAAAAAAACAAGCUAGUGAAAUGUUUGGGAACAGUGCCAAGACUAACUGCAGCAGAAGUAAUCUGACACCUUUUUGCUGU
Messenger RNA from Xyrichtys novacula (pearly razorfish), 16279 nucleotides. The record is from the annotation of a GenBank genome assembly. Lineage: Eukaryota; Metazoa; Chordata; Actinopteri; Labriformes; Labridae.